AUGUCUCGCCAAAUUAAGAAUGUUGCUCUUGCCGGGGCAUCUGGCAGCUUGGGCUCGGUCAUCCUGCAAACUCUGGUCAGAGCCGGCCGCUUCAAUGUGACUGUUCUUUCUCGCAGGGCCUUGAGUGACGUGCCCUCCGGGGUUGCCGUGCAGGUGGUCGAUUUCGGAUCCACUUCAGCCUUGACUGAAGCCCUCAAGGGUCAGGAUGCCAUCAUCGAUGCCACCUCGGCCCCCGACCCUUCUGUGGCCAUCCGCUUGACAGAUGCCGCCAUUGUGGCCGGGGUCUAUAGGAUGAUCCCAUCCGAGUUCGGUGUGGACCCAGCCAACGCCAAAGCGCGAGGCCUGGCCGUCUUCCAGGGCAAGGCCAAGGCCCUGGAGCAUAUCCAGAAGCUUGCCGGCGAUGGCAAGAUUACCUGGACGGCCAUCUCCAACAACUCCUUUCUCGAUUGGGGUCUUCGCACGAAAUUUCUCUCCAUUGACCUUGAGAACAAAAGAAUCAGCUACCUGAACGGUGGCAACACGGUCGUUCCGAAUACCACUGUCGCUUCGGUGGCUGCAGCUGUUGCAAACGUUCUCUCCAAGCCCCAAGAGACCAGAAAUCGAAUCUGCUACAUCUGCAACAGACAAAUGACGCAGAGGGAGCUCGCGAAUCUUGCCAAGAGGGCUCUGGGCGACCAAGGCUGGGAGGAGGAGGAUUUGGAUAUGAACCAGGUGUUUGAAAAGGCCAUGGCUCAGCUACGGGCUGGCCAGGUAGACUGGCAGGUUAUGGGUGACAUCGUUAGGUACUCUAUUUCUACACCGGGUUACGUGAAUAGGCUGGAAAAGACGGACAAUGAGCUGUUGGGCGUUGAGGAAAUGAGCGAUGAGGAGGUGAUUGCGCUUAUGAAGGAAAUUGCCAGUGAGAAGACUUCUGCGUGA
Fusarium keratoplasticum is the source of this 918-nucleotide messenger RNA. RefSeq names its product NmrA domain-containing protein. The record is from RefSeq and is a predicted model, not a curated record. NCBI's taxonomy places the organism in Eukaryota, Fungi, Ascomycota, Sordariomycetes, Hypocreales, Nectriaceae. Bases 1 to 918 code for a protein of 305 amino acids. Gene Ontology annotation, molecular function: oxidoreductase activity. The transcript has 2 exons.